GGAAAACAUGGUGGAAAGGAGUAUGUAGAGUUAAGUUACCAGCCUCAAAUUUGACACAAUUUAGAGUAUUUGCCUUUGUGAAUUAUACUCGAUAAACAAACUGGACAAAACUGUUCAUUGGUGUAAAAAAAAAACAGUCGCUCCUAACGGUCCAGAGAGCCGAGAGAGCUACGGAAACCUCGAGAAGCAUUUAUGACAGAUUUUGGCAUAUGCCUGGUGAAAAAGCAGUGAAGAGUGGUGAGUCUGGCUGAGUGGAGCCAGUAGAAAUGGGUGCCAACACCAGCCAGGUCAGUGAACUGUCUGAUAAUCCAAGCCUCAAGGCCCUGGUGGGCACAGAGUCCAUAUCGGAGAAUGACCCCUUCUGGAACCAGCUCAUCUCCUUCACUUUCAUCAGUCCCACCAGCAGUGGAGACUCUAAGUUGCUAGAGGAGGCUGUCAUCCCCCUGGCCAAGACCUUCAUUGAAAACAAUCCCAGAACAGGAAACUUUGGCGCUCUUGUGAGAAUUUUCCUGGGAAGAACCAAAGAACUGAAAAUCUCGACAGAAUGCCAAGAUCAGCUGUUCAUCUGGCAGGCCCACAACGCACUCUUCAUGAUUCGUUGCCUGCUAAAGGUGUUCAUCAGGGAGAUGAGUGAAGAAGAGCUGCACCUACAGUUCUCCUACCAGGAGAGGGCACCAGGCUCCUGUGGAGAAACAGGUAGCGAGGACCUCCUCGAGGAGCUGUUGUCCAACCUCGUUCACCUGAUCGUUGAAGUGCCCCUGCUUGACAUCACCUAUAGCAUCCUGUUCGAAGCAGUGACCAUGCUGCUGGUAUUCUUCUCCUAUCAGCUCUUCCACAAAGACAUCCUCCGCGAUGGAGUGAUCUACCAGCACAUCAUGAAGGGGAGAUGUUUGUCUUUAACCAGCCGACUGGUGAAGACCCUGCUCUAUAACUUCAUCAGGCAGGAGAAGUGUCCACCACCUGCAACCCACAUCUUUGAGCCAAAAGCUGAGGGUGGCCUGCUUUACGGCCUGGCAUCAGGGGUGGCAAGUGGGCUGUGGAGUGUCUUCACAUUGGGUGGAGCUGGCAGCAAAGCAGGGAUAGACCAGGAACACAACCCCCUACCUUUGUCUAAUCAGAGCCUUCUGUUACUGCUGGUUCUAGCCAAUCUGACAGACGGGCCAGACUGGCCCAACCCCUACCGCCAGGCUAUAACUUGUUUCAGAAAUACACAAGACACAUCGUCGUUGCCCGUGGAGCCACCUCACACUUUCCAGAUCAAUUUCAACAGUCUAUACACAGCUCUGUGUGAGCAGCAGCGCUCCGACCAGGCCACACUACUACUGUACACACUGCUUCACCAGAACUCCAACAUGAGGACAUAUAUGCUCUCUAGAACCGACAUGGACAAUCUGGUGCUGCCCAUUCUCGAGAUCCUUUACCACGUAGAGGAGAGAAAUUCUCAUCAUGUCUACAUGGCCCUUAUUAUUCUCCUCAUUCUUACAGAGGACGAUGCCUUCAAUCGCUCCAUCCAUGAGGUGGUAUUGAAGAACAUCUCAUGGUACACAGAGAGAUCAUUGACAGAGAUCUCACUUGGCAGUUUGCUCAUCCUGGUGGUCAUCCGCACCAUCCAGUUUAACAUGACCCGGACAAGGGAUAAAUACCUCCACACCAACUGUUUGGCUGCACUCGCCAACAUGUCAGCCCAGUUUCGAUGUCUGCACCAGUAUGCUGCCCAGCGCAUUAUCAGUUUAUUUGCUUUGCUUUCCAAAAAGCACAACAAGGUUUUGGAGCAGGCAACACAGAGUCUGCGAGGCAGACAGGGAGACAACACAGCCUUGCCCGACUAUGCUCAGGACCUUAAUGUGAUUGAGGAGGUGAUCCGCAUGAUGUUGGAAAUCAUCAACUCUUGCCUGUGCAACUCUCUACACCACAACCCCAACCUGGUGUACGCGCUGCUCUACAAGAGGGAGCUCUUUGAGCAGUUCAGGAUGCACCCAUCCUUCCAGGACAUCAUGCAGAACCUGGACACGGUGAUAGGCUUCUUUAGUCAACGUCUGGAGCAGGCUGGAAGUGACCUGUCAGUUGAGAGGGUUCAGGAGGUCAUCAUGAAAGGAGCCCAAGCUCUGCCCAAAGACAGACUGAAGAAGUUUCCAGAGCUCAAGUUUAAGUAUGUGGAGGAGGACCAGCCGGAGGAUUUCUUCAUCCCGUACGUCUGGUCCCUGGUCUUUAACUCCGGCGUCGGCCUCCACUGGAGCCCGCAUGGCAUCGAGCUGUUCAGCAUGGACUCUGGCUGAAACACCUGCUGCAGCAGAAUAUGUGUGUCUCCAUCUGUGUUUGGUAUAGGGAAAAAAAAAGAAAAAGACUGACGGUGUGUGUGUGUGUGUUUGGGUGGGUGUGUGUGCGCGCGCAUUACCCUUUAUAAGUGUGUGCACGCUGCUUUGAAAGUGCCUCGACCUUGUACAGACCGGUGUUUCUUUUUAUGCAGUACCAUCUCUUUUUUCCCCUCAUAUCCUAAUAAUUCCUCUGCUUCUACACACUGUGAAGCUUCACCUGUAAUGGUUAACAGUUCACACAGUAGCGCUCACUCAUGUACACCCAGUCCUGUAGUGAAUACCUAUUUAACAUUUGAGCAGCUUCUCCUGGUUCCACAGCACAUGCUGAGUUACAUCUCUCCUGUAUAACCUUCUGGUGUUGUGAGGAGCUCAGGACACUGGCGAUGGAUAAUCCCACGUUUUUUUUUCUUGCUUUCAGAGAAAAGGUCAAUUAAAACAUAUGCACCUAAGUGUUACACUGCUCUGGUGAACAUUCAUUUACCGCUGCACUGAAUGCUAAGAAAUAGUACCGACCUAAUAUUCAAGACAGGCCAUGUGUCUUGGAAGACACAGCACACAUUUAAUUGAAUAUCCUCCAUAAUAUAGAAUUUUAGGUAUGAUUAGCUCGUAAAUUAGUGUUUUAUUUUGACCACGAAUAGUUCUCUGAAUACAAUGGGUUUGUAUAAAAGGGUUUUUUUGGUGAAAUUAAGUUCAAAACAGGUUGGAGAAAAAGAACUGAUCUCCAACAGAGAGUCCUCUGUUGUGUUGUAAUAUGCAGGGUUUUCAGAUUUGAGCCCACCACUGUUGUUUGGUUGCCACUUCCAAUACCCCACAUAGAAUUACAGUUUAAUUAAUGCUUAAUUUCAGUCCCUGGUUAAUAUUAGCAAUCCACAUCACUCUGAUUCAUGUAAUUUUAUUGUUGCUUCCAGCCAGUUUAUCUGACUUUACCCUGUCUUUGUCGUUUCCAUUUUUUUCCUGAUGGUAACCUAAGGCAAGUGCUUAACUGGGGCAAGUCAUUAAACCCCCCCUAUCCUAUUGUGCAUAAUUACAGUUAUCUCUUUAAUUUGUCACUUUAUUUGCAUGUUUAACUAGAGACUUUGUAUUAAAUUAUUUAUUUUCAUGUAUAUUGUUUUUUUUUUUAUAUAUAUAUUCAGCCCCCCCUCAAAAGGUAAACUGUAGUAGUGAAAUGACUACUACUAAUGAAAGAAAAACAGUGGUACUAUACUUUGAUUCUUCCCAGGUGGGAAACUGGCUUUAUAUUAUUACAUAUAAUAUGACAACAGCUGUCAUUUUGUGGCAACUAUUACUUUGAAAAUAGGAGUUUAAAUAAAAAUAUUAAAUCAAA
Messenger RNA from Toxotes jaculatrix (banded archerfish), 3639 nucleotides. RefSeq names its product dymeclin (gene dym). Gene Ontology annotation, biological process: Golgi organization. Gene Ontology annotation, cellular component: Golgi apparatus. The record is from RefSeq and is a predicted model, not a curated record. Bases 267 to 2276 code for a protein of 669 amino acids. The transcript is spliced from 17 exons. NCBI's taxonomy places the organism in Eukaryota, Metazoa, Chordata, Actinopteri, Toxotidae.